AUGACGACCCUCGAUCAGUGUCUGCAAAACGUCUUGGAGCUGCCUGUUGCCGUCAACGAGCGACGACAGGAGCUGUGGGCGCAACUCGAACAAGCUUACGCCUCAUCGCCGCCGCUGCCUCUUACCAAAAGCUUCAAGCGUCAGGCAAUUGCCGACAAGCAGGCGUCUGCAGACAAUAUUGUCUAUCGAUUGAACAGUGUCGCCCGCGCCUUUCACGUCACACCCGCCGUCCUCGUCGACUUCUUCGGUAGCCAGGCAAUCCUGAACAGAAAUUCCCUCGAGUACCUCAGGACCCUCCGCAACCUCCGACCGGCGACGACGUUUCUUGAACUUUUAGCCGCUUUCGAGAGGAAGCGGCGUUUUGAUGAGCUCAUGGCCCCGGCCAAGGCUCUCAAGCAGGUGGUUCAGAGCCGUAUGUAUCCCGAACUCUUCGAUCCCCUUCGGGGGUGGUUUUAUUACCUUGACUAUCAUGUCCAUCCCACUGAGCCCUAUUCUAAUAACCCGGCAUCUGCAGUGCAUCCGAACGCAGCCUCAACUCGUCAAUCCCGCAAGAGAGCGGCGGCAACAUCAGCCUCACCUUUGCAGGGUAGCGAAAUCCCCCCGGCAGCAGCUCACCCGGCGUCAGCGCCAGAACUCCGCGAAUCCGAAGCCUCCAAACAAGGAAAUUUUACUCCGAAGCCCGCAACCGAGAACACUACGACAGCCGAACAAUCAGCUUUUGCUACACCUCGAACCAGCACAACCGAGCCCCUUAAAGAAGCAGAUUGGCCGCAGGCAUCCCCAAGUCUGGCCAACUCGAUGCCAACAUUUCCCACACCGGGCCCCGAUCAAGAACCUCUUCGGAUACAAGACUCGACGAUUCUCUCGACCUCGCCCGGUCGUCUCUUCGAUACCUCCCUCAGUGAUUUCGACUCUACAAACACAAGUGGUGGGCUGGACCUGACAACCUUUGAAGAAUUUCUUGGCAGCGUUAAUACCUCCUCUACUCCGCACAAGCCCAAGACUACUGUUGAUAAUAUGGCUUCGCACUGGGCUACCACGCAUCUCCAGUGGGCCUCCAAGCGGGCAUUAUCUCGAGUUGAACCAGAUGCUGCACUGGCUCCUAAAAGGUCUCGCCACGAUCCUGACGCUGUUGGGUCCUCGGGCUUAUCUUCGCUGCGUGUUCCGCUCGAGGCCAUUGCCGAGAGCUGGCACAGACUCGACAAAGACUGGCUCGACGAUGUUAUUGUAAACCUUGCCAUAAGCCGACUCGCCACGGUUUCGGUCGGCACUGUGGACAGCCUCAUUCUCAGCUGUCCCGCACAGAACAAUACGCCCACCACACUUCAGCGGCUGGCGCCCCUCAGGAACAAGGACACAAUACUGAUGACUUUCCACACGCCACAGCACUGGACACUGUUUCGUUUCGUCAAAUGCACAGGUUUGCUGGAGGAGUAG
This is a messenger RNA of Colletotrichum higginsianum IMI 349063, 1437 nucleotides long. RefSeq lists its product as uncharacterized. The record is from RefSeq and is a predicted model, not a curated record. The transcript has 2 exons. NCBI's taxonomy places the organism in Eukaryota, Fungi, Ascomycota, Sordariomycetes, Glomerellales, Glomerellaceae. The coding region runs from base 1 to 1437 and encodes 478 amino acids.